This is a messenger RNA of Dictyostelium discoideum AX4, 1089 nucleotides long. RefSeq names its product oxysterol binding family protein, member 5 (gene osbE). Lineage: Eukaryota; Evosea; Eumycetozoa; Dictyosteliales; Dictyosteliaceae. The transcript is spliced from 2 exons. The coding region runs from base 1 to 1089 and encodes 362 amino acids. The record is from RefSeq and is a predicted model, not a curated record. Gene Ontology annotation, molecular function: lipid binding.
AUGGAAAAAGAUUCUAAAGUUAUAGAAAAAGAGGGAAAUAAAGGUUUUACAAAAUCAAUAAUUAGUACUGUAAAAAAUAUUAAACUUGGUUAUGGUAUGGACAUUUAUCAAAUGUCGACACCUGCAUCAUUAAUUGCACCAUAUUCUUCACUUACAUAUAUUAGUGAUAGUUUUUCAAAGAAUUUUGAAAUUUUAAUAAAAGCAAAUUCAAUUGAAAAUGAUUUAGAUAGAUUAUUAGAAAUAUUUAAAUAUAUAACAACAAUAUUUAUUAUUAAUAAUAAUGCAUGUGGUAAACCAAUUGUACCAAUUGUUGGUGAAACACAAAGAUUUAAAUUCUCAAAUAAAGAUGAAGAUGGUAAUGAGUUUAAUGAUAGUUUUCAUUGUGCAGAACAUGUUCAAAAUAGUCCAUUUCCAUUAUCAGUUUCAUCAACAGUUAAUGAAAAAGAAGGAAUUGAAUUAUGUUAUAACUAUGCUGCCAAAAUUUUAUUCAUGGCUACUUACUUUAGAAUUAAUAUAGAUGAAGCUGAAACUUUUAUUAAAUUUAAUAAAUUUAAUGAAACUUAUAAUAUAAUUUUACCAACAUUAUAUACAAGAAUUUUUAGAGGUUUUUCAGAAUACUCUGGUAAAUUGAAAAUUGAACCUACCAAAUCAAAUUAUUACAUAGAUGCUAAUUUUCAAAGUAAGCCAUUAAUCGGUGGCAAAUAUAACUAUUUCGAAGCAUAUGUUUCCAAGAAAGAUACUGAUGAAAAAAUUUAUAAAAUUUUUGGUCAAUGGGAUAAGGAACAACAAAUAUUAGAUUUUGAAAAUUAUCAAACUGAUUUCUUUUUUAAAAGACCUCAACAGUUUUAUGAAAAACAAUUACCAAAUGAAAUUUUACCAACUGAUUCAUCAGUGGUUUGGAAAGGUUUAAUUGAUGCUCAUAAUUGUGGUAAUAAUAAAUUAAAAUUAAAAGAAAAAACAAAAGUUGACGAAGAUCAAAAAUUAAUUGAAAAUCAAAGAAAAAAAGAAAACAUUAAUUUUAAACCAAAAUUUUUUAUUAAAAAUAAAGAAACUGAUAAAUGGGAAUUAGAUAAAUUUAAUAAAUAUUAA